AUGGGAUACGAAGCCAUCAAAUUCAAGGAAUUUGAGUUCUGGUAUUAUCGAUUUUCACGUGGAGAAUUCGAUUUGGAUUACGAUGUUGGGUCGAUUAUCUCAAACCUCGAAUUAUCCAAUUUGCAUAAUGAUGCUAUCGAGAAAAUCAUUGAGAAAUGUGAUCUCAAAGAGCAGUUGACUCUCCGAAAAGUGUCGAAAGACCUGCGUUCUCUCGUCGAUAAACAGAAAAUUGCAUACAAAUCGAUCCACAUUCAUCUGAUGGAUUCGCAUAUCUUUUGUGUGUACAACGACAAAAAGGUUGUGUAUGCCAGCGAGAAUUGGGAUGAGAAUAAGCAACAUGGUGGUUUCGAUAAUAAGAAAUCUUUCACUAUCAGAGGCGAAGAUUAUGUGGAAAUCGCUUUGAAUGAUUUGUCGAUUGCACUGAAUAAUCCAAAAUUGCGAUUGGAUAAAUUGAUCGUCAGCUAUUACUACAAUGAUAGAAUGAGACUAUUCAGAUUGAAUAGCCUUCUGCAACAUCUGAAUCAUCAAAUACACGUCAAAGAAUUGUCAGUCCAAGCGAAUGUUCCGGAAGAUAUUCAUAAGAAUCUUCUAUCGAUUCUUCCCUGCUUGAAACCGAAGGAACUCGUGAAUAUUGGAGUUUUCGUAGAAGACCCUGACGAUUGGGUACCGGAACAAGCAUUGAAAUGCGUCAAGGAAAUCGCGAAUCUGGAGCAAUGGAAGCAAGCGGAAGAACUUACUCUAGACCUUUUCAAUCUCUUCCCAUUGGAAUUUGUCAUGAAUUUCAAACGUUUUGAUAUUUUUACAAGUGGUUUGGACGAGGAUUUCUUGAUGAAUCUCAGAGAUUUAUUCUCCAUGUCUACCAACUUCCAGUCAUGCACUGUCGGUACAUACGGUAUUCUCUCCAGCUGCACUGAAUACCUCGAAUCGGUCUGUGAAAGAAUGAAAUCUGGAGAUCCAUCCGUCGUCCUCUACCACUGUAAAAUUCCUGAAAAUUCGAGCAAGAUUUUUGAGUUUAAAGUAGACUAUAAUGAAUACCAAAUUGAUAUCGAGAAGAAGAAUUUUUGA
Molecule: messenger RNA, 1065 nt
Organism: Caenorhabditis remanei
Lineage: Eukaryota; Metazoa; Nematoda; Chromadorea; Rhabditida; Rhabditidae
Exons: 3
Coding region: 1-1065 (354 amino acids)
Biological process (GO): innate immune response
Molecular function (GO): protein binding
Source: RefSeq, a predicted model, not a curated record